This is a messenger RNA of Thunnus maccoyii (southern bluefin tuna), 2173 nucleotides long. RefSeq names its product Rho GTPase activating protein 15 (gene arhgap15). Gene Ontology annotation, molecular function: phospholipid binding; protein binding. NCBI's taxonomy places the organism in Eukaryota, Metazoa, Chordata, Actinopteri, Scombriformes, Scombridae. The record is from RefSeq and is a predicted model, not a curated record. Gene Ontology annotation, cellular component: cytoplasm. The transcript is spliced from 13 exons. Gene Ontology annotation, biological process: signal transduction; regulation of GTPase activity. The coding region runs from base 47 to 1483 and encodes 478 amino acids.
CCUCGACUCUCUGCGUCUCUUCUUUUGUGAUCAGUGACACACAGAGAUGGCGGGUCUGAGAAUCACAAACCUGCAGAACUUGAAGCCGCCGGCGCCGCAGGGAGCCGUGCAGCUGCGCAUCAAGACCUCGCAGACCUCCGGAGACCGUCUGAGCCAGUCCAAGUCCAUGGUGCUGCAGGAGUCCGACCUCCCUCAGAAACCUAUCUCUCGGCACCGCAGGAAUCAGUCUCAGCACAACAUGCUGGGCGGAGGAGGAGCGGCCAUGUUUGAACCGUCAGUGGAGUUGAAAGGUGAAAACCUGAACAUGGCUAAAAUCUCAGAGGGCGGUAAAAAGCAGAGGAAGAACUGGACUUUAUUCUGGACCGUACUGACCUCAGAGCAGCUGCUGUUUUAUAAAGACAGACAACAAGAAAGUGUUCUGAAAGCAGGAAGUAAACCAGAUGUGCUGCAGCUGUGUGGAGCUGUUAUCGAGUGGACGACAGAGAAGUCGAGCAGGAAAAACGUCUUUCAGAUCACAACCAACACAGGAAGUGAGUACCUCCUCCAGGCUGACAGUAACACCACCGCCAGCAAAUGGUACGACGCCAUCGGAAAGGUCAUCACUUCUUCAACCAAAGCUGACGGCAGUUUUCCUCUGCGGAAGUCAAACAGUACAGAAUACCUGCCCAGACACAGCUCGCUACCUGGAUAUGGCUCCGCCUCCCCGAACACCAAGCAACGCAACCCGGUUCACAGACGCUCCAUCAACGUGUUCGGCAGCUCGAAGCUGAAACACAGCACUUCAGACAGCGCUGACAAGAACGGAGUGAAGAACAGACUGAAGAAGUUCAUCAUCAGACGUCCGUCCAUGAAGACUCUGCAGGAGAAAGGCCUCAUCAAAGAUCGAGUGUUCGGCUGCAACCUGUUAACUCUCUGUGAGCGCGAAGGAACCACAGUGCCGAAGUUUGUUCAGAUCUGUUUGGACGCUGUCGACAAGCGAGGUUUGGAGGCUGACGGGAUCUACAGAGUCAGUGGAAAUCUGGCCACAAUCCAGAAACUUCGCUUCAUCGUAGAUCAAGAGGAGGACCUGGACCUGGAUCACAGUCAGUGGGAGGACAUUCAUGUCGUCACUGGAGCCCUCAAGAUGUUUUUCCGUGAGCUGCCGGAGCCGCUGUUCCCCUUCAAGUUCUUCCAGCCGUUUGUGGAGGCUGUCAAGAUCAAAGAUCAGAAACAGAAAGUUCAGGCUGUGAAGAAACUGGUCCAGCAGCUGCCCAAACCCAACCAGGACACCAUGAAGCUGCUGUUCAGCCACCUGCACAGAGUUCUGGCCUUUUCCAGGAAGAACCUGAUGUCCACUCAGGGCAUCGGCAUCGUGUUCGGUCCCACUCUGAUGUGGCCCGAGCUGGACUCAGGGAACAUGGCGUUCAACAUGGUCUACCAGAACCAGAUUGUGGAGUUCAUCCUCAUCGAGAGCCGAGAGAUCUUCAACCUGGACAGGAAGUAAUGUCAGCAGUCUUGAGGUGGACCUGAUCAGCUGACAGCCUGUUUUCAUGGAAGAACGUAUUUACAUGUCAAAGCUAAAAGUGACCAAAGUCUUUCAAGAUUUAUUGUUUUGACAGAAAACAGAAGCAGCGCCUGUAAAAAAUAAACAAAUGGUUUCUCAUGAGAGACUGAAACUUGUAAUAAAAUUACACUGCCACUCUGUUUAUAUUAUUUGGGAAAUAAUUAUUAAACAAAUAUUUUAAAUCCAAUUUAAUAUAUGUCAAACUUCACACAUUUGAAUGCUACAUAUUUAGCUGGUAUUAUCUUUAUUUUACUGAAGCAGCAGAGUUAUUGCAGCUUUAUUUAGUGUCCGUUUAUACAGGACGGAGGAUCAGACAGAUUAAAAUGCUUUUAACAAUAGAUGGAAGAUCAUCUUUCCACAACUCCAACAUGCAAACUAUACAAACUACUUUAUGUCUGUGUACCUGCACUGACAUCAUGGCAGCUUCUGUUUUCUCACCGUUUGUUCUGUUUGAUCAACGUUGAAAAUCAUGAACGUUCAAAUAAUUUUGAAAUUAAAAGCCCCCUGAUCACAUGAAGUGUCUGUAACACAGAUAAUUAGAAGUAAUGCAGAACAUGUACUGAGUGUUAGUGUAGAUAUAUGUAUGUAUGUAUACGUGUGUACAUGAGACCAUUUAAUCAUUUGAAACUC